AUCUUUAACAUUCACAUUCAACCUCUUUAUGUAAUGUUUCCCUGGGUUUGUUUAUUUGUUGCUAUAUUCCUUUAAAAACAAUGUCACAUCAUUUUUUAAAAAUUAAUGAACAUUGUAAAUUUUUAUGGUAGAUAAUAAUAUAUUUCCAUUAUCAUCUCUUCUCUAUUGCACUUUCCCUCUGAGUGCAGCAACAAAUAUUGGAGAAAAGAGAACAAGUUUCAGUUUCCUUGAACAGUGACAACUAAGAGAGAAACAUGAAAUUUUUAUGGAUAUUAUGCGUAUUUAUGUAAAGGAUAAAUGGUAUCAACAUCUUGUGUUAGCAAUAGUCCAUUUCCGAUGAAAGAGGCAGCUCCGAUCUCUCAUUCGUAUCCGGUACCUCUUGCAAAGUAUGAGGAGGUUGUGGCAAAUCCCAAGCUCUUCAUAUUUACCUUGGAGAAGCUACAUGCUUCCAUGGGUACCAAAUUCAUGAUUCCUAUUAUUGGUGGAAAAGAACUAGAUCUGUGUCGCCUCUUCAUUGAAGUGACUUCUCGUGGAGGGUUUGAGAAGCUUAUAAAAGAGAGAAGAUGGAAAGAAGUAACUUCAGUUUUCAAUUUUCCAUCAACAGCCACAAAUGCUUCUUUCGUGCUGCGGAAGUACUAUGCUUCAUUGCUUUACCACUAUGAACAAAUCUACUUUUUUAAAGCCAAUCGAUGGAUCCCUCCAACUUCUGGUGCUCUGCAGAGUCACGCAGCCCCGCCAGUUCCUGCUCGAACGACACAAUUUUUGCAGCCUUCUCCAGCAAUUCAACCAGUUGUCUUUCAUCAGUCAAGUGCUAAUGCUGCUGAAUUUUCUAAAGGAUCUUCAGUGGUUGGAGUCAUUGAUGGGAAAUUUGAAAGUGGGUAUCUAGUUUCAGUUUCUUUAGGUUCAGAUAUGGUCAAAGGUGUACUCUAUGAAUCUCCACAAACCCCUAUGUUGCCUGCAUCUGCAUCACAUCAUCAAAGCAUUAUAGCUAAGAACAACAAUACCCCUGCUGUAUUGGGUGUCCAGCGUCGCCGUCGCAGGAAGAAAUCAGAAAUAAAAAGGAGGGAUCCUGCUCAUCCAAAACCCAACCGAAGCGGCUACAAUUUCUUCUUUGCUGAGCAGCAUGCAAGACUAAAACUACUAAACCAAGCCAAGGACAGGGAUAUUAGCAGGAUGAUUGGAGAACUAUGGAACAAGUUAAAAGAGCCUGAAAGAUCAGUUUAUCAAGAGAAGGCUAUUAAGGAUAAAGAGAGGUACCAAGCAGAAAUGGAGGGUUACCGUGAGAGACUGAAGAUGGGCAAUGUCAUCAGUGAUGCUGUGCCACUGCAACAAAGGCUCCCUGAAUCAGAUGCAUCUUUGGUGGAUGUGGACAUAAAAUUGAUUGGUUCUCCUCAAACUCCUGUGGAAAGCACUUCUAGUGGAAGUGACUAUGAAGAUGAUGAUAUCAAUAUGGGUGCCACCUCUCCUGAAGUAGAAGUGGGUGUUGAAGCUACCUAUGUGGGUUCAGACAAGCCAUCACAGGAUUAUGAGCUUCUUCCCCAAUGCCAGAGAGAAGGGGAUGCUGGAGUUCAGGAUGUGCAAACGAUGAAUGAGAGCAAGACUAUGCUAGCAUUAAUUUAGUGCAGAGAACAGUUUUUUUCUUUAUUCAUGUAAUAAGACCAGGUAGGAUUUAUUUCCAGUGUUUAGGUUUGUCACAUUUAGUUUUGUCUUUUCAAGAUUAAUUCAGGAGUUCAUAUUCUCUGCAUUUUAAAGUACACUAGGAUUAGGAUUGUACCCGUGCAAUGCAUGA
Messenger RNA from Lotus japonicus, 1789 nucleotides. Its product is annotated as high mobility group B protein 15-like. The transcript is spliced from 7 exons. The record is from RefSeq and is a predicted model, not a curated record. Lineage: Eukaryota; Viridiplantae; Streptophyta; Magnoliopsida; Fabales; Fabaceae. Bases 298 to 1620 code for a protein of 440 amino acids. Gene Ontology annotation, molecular function: DNA binding.